Molecule: messenger RNA, 1213 nt
Organism: Psylliodes chrysocephalus
Lineage: Eukaryota; Metazoa; Arthropoda; Insecta; Coleoptera; Chrysomelidae
Source: the annotation of a GenBank genome assembly
GUGACAUUUUACCAACGUAACUGACAGAUGUGGAUAUAUAGUUGUCAAAAUUAGGAAUAAGAAAUGUUCAUGUUUUCCACAUAAAAAAAAACGAUUUUGAUUCAGACUUUUCUAUAUAUAAUGACAAAGAAGGGAAAAGCGGUAAUUUAAUGAUAAUAAACUGAGUUUAUUUGUUUUCUGAAACUGCUUUUCGUAAACAAUCACGGAAAUAGUUAGAAACAUGCCUGCAGCUACUUUAGGUAGCAUUUCACAUCCUAAUAAUGAAGAUUGUGGCAUUCGAGACGUAUGGGCUCAUAAUUUAGAAGACGAAUUCCGAACUAUAAGGCAAAUAGUUCAGAAAUAUCAAUAUGUUGCAAUGGACACCGAAUUCCCAGGCGUUGUGGCAAGGCCCAUAGGAGAGUUUAGAAGUUCUGCUGAUUACCAAUACCAAAUGCUAAGGUGCAAUGUAGACUUAUUGAGGAUAAUUCAACUAGGCCUUACAUUUUUGGAUGACAACGGAAAGACACCUGGUGGGGCUUAUACUACAUGGCAGUUCAAUUUUAAAUUUAAUCUCCAGGAAGACAUGUAUGCACAAGACAGUAUUGACUUGCUGCAAAAUUCAGGAAUUCAAUUCAAGAAGCAUGAGGAUGAGGGUAUAGAACCUCUAGAAUUUGCGGAAUUGCUGAUGUCUUCUGGUAUUGUUCUUAUGGAAAAUAUAAAAUGGUUGUCUUUUCAUUCUGGCUACGAUUUUGGAUAUCUUAUAAAACUAUUGACUGACAACAACCUUCCACAAGAUGAAACUGAGUUUUUCGAUUUAUUAAAAUUAUAUUUUCCCACAAUAUAUGAUGUUAAAUAUCUAAUGAAAUCAUGUAAAAAUUUAAAAGGUGGUCUUCAAGAAGUAGCUGAACAACUCGAAUUAGAAAGGAUUGGACCACAGCAUCAGGCAGGAUCUGAUUCACUUUUAACAGGAAUGGCAUUUUUUAAAAUGAAAGAGAUGUUUUUUGAAGAUACGAUCGAUGAUUCCAAAUUUUCCGGCCACCUAUAUGGACUCGGAACAUCUUUCACGGUGAACGGCACCACAAACAACUAUGCAAACGAUAAUGGCGACACGACAAACUCUUCAUGAAACCCGUUUGCGCUCUGUCUAUUAAAAAUAAUGAAUAUAAGGUGGAAAAAUUUAAUGUGACCCAUUUUCUUGAAAACAAAAAAUAUAUGAAUAUUUAUAUAUACUGGA